ACGUCGGCACACCUCCCGGAAGUCGGCGCGCACCGAGCGGCGGGUGAAGCCGGUUCCUGAGCGGGAACCGCCGCGUCGCCGCCGCCCGCGGGGCGCCGCGCCCUGAGCGCUGCUGUCCUUGUCGCCUGUCUGCCAGUCCCGGUCGCUAUGGAGGCGCCGCCCGCGGCCCGCGUUCCCACCGACGGCGCACCGACGGCAGCGGUGACCGAGGUGCGCUGCCCCGGCACGGCGCCGCUGCGUCUGCUCGAGUGGAGGGUGGCAGCGGGCGCGGCCGUGCGCAUCGGCUCGGUGCUGGCAGUGUAUGAGGCCGCCACCUCCGCGCAGCCCGCCGGACCCACCCCUCCCCGUGCCGCCUCCGGGGGCUGCGUGCGCUCCGCGCUGGCCGAACGCAGGCUCAGAUCGGAACGCGCCGGCGUGGUGCGAGAACUGUGCGCACAGCCGGGCCAGGUGGUGGCCCCCGGAGCACUUCUGGUGAGACUGGAAGGAUGUAGCCACCCAGUGGUCAUGAAGGGCCUUUGUGCUGAAUGUGGCCAAGAUUUAACCCAGCUGCAGAAUAAGAAUGGGAAGCAGCAUAUGCCACUGUCCACAGCGACUGUGUCCAUGGUCCACAGUGUGCCCGAGUUAAUGGUGAGCUCUGAGCAAGCUGAAAAACUGGGAAGGGAAGAUCAGCAACGUCUACAUCGAAACAGAAAACUAGUCCUCAUGGUUGACUUGGACCAGACCCUAAUCCACACGACAGAGCAGCACUGUCCACAGAUGUCAAACAAAGGCAUCUUUCACUUCCAACUGGGCCGGGGUGAACCGAUGCUGCAUACCCGACUGCGUCCGCACUGCAAGGACUUCUUGGAGAAGAUUGCCAAACUGUACGAGCUACAUGUCUUCACUUUUGGUAGCCGGCUGUAUGCACACACCAUUGCAGGCUUUUUAGAUCCUGAAAAGAAGCUUUUUUCUCAUCGAAUAUUAUCAAGAGAUGAGUGUAUUGACCCAUUUUCUAAAACAGGAAACCUUAGAAAUCUCUUUCCUUGUGGAGACUCAAUGGUUUGCAUUAUUGAUGACCGAGAGGAUGUCUGGAAGUUUGCCCCCAACCUUAUAACUGUGAAGAAGUACGUGUACUUCCCAGGCACGGGUGAUGUGAAUGCACCUUCCGGGUCCCGGGAGUCUCAGCUGAGAAAGAAAGUAAACCAUUCUUCUAAAAGUGCCGAUGUCUUGGAACAAGUUCCAUCUACAAAAGACCCUGAGGAAGGCAGACACAUUCCUGGGGUAGAGCAGAACAAUGGCCUUGGGAAGCCCACCCGGGAGCUGAAUGGUGGCGAAGCUGUGCUGGGGGCUCCUGGUAAGGCAGACGAGAGGAACUCCUGGCCCGCUGCCCGGGCCCCCUCGUCCAUCAGCCCUGGCAGCUGUGAACUGGCAGACGCUCCUGAACCCCAGGCAUCUUGUGAACAGGGUGGUGAGACCUCACCAGGGGCACAGCCCCCUCAGGGAACCUCUGGUGCAGAUUUGGAUUUUGACUUGUCCAGCGACAGUGAGAGCAGUGAGUCAGAAGGUCAGAAGUCCUCCUCUCCCUCCGAUGGAGAAAAUGAGGAAAAGAGAGGCCAGAGAAAGACUCCAGCCACUCACGACAGAGCAAGAACACCACAGCAGGGAGGUGCUGCUGACGGGGGUGGGGGAAAACUGGCAGCAGCUGGGUCCCCGGGGGAGUCUGGAGUUGGAGUCUCUGCACAGGACAAAGGGCCAGAGCUGGACAUCCAGGAGGAGAGUGAGCGGGAUGGCCUCUGUGGCCUGGGCAACGGCUGUGUGGACAAGAAGGAGGCUGAGACGGAGUCACAGAACAGCGAGCAGUCAGGCAUCACUGCAGGCGAGUCCUUGGACCAGAGUGUAGAGGAGGAGGAGGAAGAGGACACAGAUGAUGAUGACCACCUGAUACACCUUGAGGAGAUCCUGGUGCGUGUUCACACUGAUUAUUACACAAAAUAUGAUAGAUACCUCAACAAGGAGCUUGAAGAAGCCCCAGAUAUACGGAAGAUAGUUCCUGAACUGAAGAGUAAGGUGCUAGCAGAUGUGACUUUGAUAUUCAGUGGCCUACACCCAACGAACUUCCCAGUAGAGAAGACUCGGGAGCAUUACCAUGCCACAGCCCUAGGUGCCAAGGUCCUGACACAGCUGGUAUUGAGCCCUGAUGCCCCUGACAGGGCCACCCAUCUGAUCGCAGCACGGGCCGGCACAGAGAAGGUGCGCCAGGCGCAGGAGUGCAAGCAUCUGCAUGUAGUCAGCCCUGACUGGCUGUGGAGCUGCCUUGAGCGCUGGGACAAGGUGGAGGAACAGCUCUUCCCCCUCAUAGACGACGACUCUCGGCCACACAGGGAGAACAGCCCAGCAACUUUUCCUGACAGGCAGAGUGUGAUUCCAGCAACCCUGUUCCACCCAAUGCCCAUCCAUCCCAAGGUCCAGCCUGGUCCUGAGGUCCGAAUCUACGAUUCCUACACUGGGAAGCUCAUCAGAAUGGGUGCACAGGGCCCUGUGCAGGGGCCCCCCAGUCUGCCCAUCCACAGAGAGCCCACCUCCUUCAGAGCUGUUCUGCCACAUCAGCAGCAGAUGUUUGGUGAAGAGCUCCCUGAUGCUCGAGAUGGAGAGCAGCCUGGCCCUGCCAGAAGAAAGCGCCAGCCCAGUAUGUCAGAGACAAUGCCGCUGUACACUCUUUGUAAGGAAGACUUAGAAAGUAUGGACAAAGAGGUUGACGACAUCCUUGGAGAAGGCAGCGAUGACAGCGACAGUGAGAAAAAGAAGCCAGAAGAACAGGACGAUGAUCAGGAAAGGGCAUCUCAGCCCAGAAAGCCCAAGGCACCAGCGGCUCACAGAGAACAACCUCUUGGAUCAUCCUCAUCCAGCGAGAGGAGUGCUGCAGGCAACCGUGGUGCCAGAGGCCACAAGAGAAAGCUGAAUGACGAGGAUGCGGCCAGUGAGUCCAGCAAGGAGUCCAGCAAUGAGGACGAGGAGGGCAGCAGCUCUGAGGCGGAUGAGAUGGCAGCAGCCCUGGAGGCGGAGCUGAACGACUUCAUGUGAACUGGGCCGUUUGCAUGCGGCGUGCCUGUCCUCAGUCCCUUUGCUCACAGACUUGUGUUUUGCAGAACUCCACGUACAGAAACACAUUAUUUUGCAGAAACAGGUGUUUUUAAGAGGUUUUACUAUAGGAAAGUCUACUUUUUUAAGGACAGAGCAUUACAGAAAUUGGUGUGCUAUGCCAAAGAGCUCAACAGAGCCUCGCGUGUAGUUGAGACUGGAUUUUUGUGGUUUCUUGUCACAUAGUAAAGGUUUUUCCCUUGGGAAGGAGUGGGUCCCUUUAAAUACCACAGUAUAUACCUUAGGGAGAAGACUCUGGGAGAGCCCAGAAGACGUAGAGAAUGACACAGCAAGAACCUGCAUCUUUUUCACAGCUGAAGCUGAAGAGUUUUGAAGGACUUUUAAAUGAAACAACAGUGUACAUGAGUGCAGAACAGCAAGGAGCUACAGACAGCCUGCAAGCCACCAGCUGAGCCCAGCUCCCUCGGGCCCUCAGCUGACCUGGGCCUCCAGCCGGGUCUUCCCUGAAGCCUGGGCUGCGUGCAGCCGCGUCCUCCUGCCACAGCGGCUGCGGUGGGACGAGGGGCUUCCCUUUUGGAUGGCCUUAUACUUGAGAGAUCUGCUGUAAAAUUUUUGUAUAUCUAUUUCAUAUUUGACCCAUAAAACAGAUUCUUCUUCCAUUUAAUAAAAGUCCCUUUUGUAUGUUC
Cavia porcellus (domestic guinea pig) is the source of this 3764-nucleotide messenger RNA. RefSeq names its product CTD phosphatase subunit 1 (gene Ctdp1). Gene Ontology annotation, molecular function: RNA polymerase II CTD heptapeptide repeat phosphatase activity. Lineage: Eukaryota; Metazoa; Chordata; Mammalia; Rodentia; Caviidae. The coding region runs from base 148 to 3060 and encodes 970 amino acids. The transcript is spliced from 13 exons. Gene Ontology annotation, cellular component: nucleus. The record is from RefSeq and is a predicted model, not a curated record.